AGUUCGUUUGCACAGUCUUUCAAAAUCAAGUGAAAGAGCUAUGGGAAUUUGUUUUCACGACACGUCACAGUAGUGUGAGUACUAUUAUCCAGGACAUUGUCCGAAACGUCAACUGACUCAGAGUGGGAACGAAAAUGGCUCAAGGAUCCUUUAGUGAAAAUGAGAGGCCAGUUGAAUCUCUCCAAAAAUGUGUUUUGUUUCUUCGAGACAAUAUACACAGAGAGAAAUUGUUAAUUGAUCACUUGCUUGCUGAGUCAGAACUUUCUGAUGAAGAGAAACAAGGACUGAAAGAAGGGAAGGAUUACAUCUGUAUUGGGAAGGAACUGAAGUCAUUUCUGAGGAAUGGACCUGAAAAAUGCAAAGAACUUCUAAAUGUUUUCAAGCAGACACCAUUAUUCAAAGAGUUCAAAGAGCAAGAGAAAAAGGAAACUGUUGAGGCUGAAAAAGAAAAUUUAACACUUAACUCUAUCAGGGAGCAUAGGGAAGUUUUAUUGGAAGAGUUGGAACCUUCAUUAAUAAAUGACAUUCUCCUUGAGAACUCUGUUAUACGAAUUGAGGAACAUGAUGAAGCAGAAAGAGAUGUUAACAGGAAAGAAAAAUGUCGAGUUGUGUUGUCCCUACCUGAAAAACACCCAGAUGUACUGGAGAAGUUUAAGUAUGCAAUGCAAAGAUCCAAAUGUCUCCAAGCACUGGAUAUGAUGAAAGGCAUUCAUACAAAAAAGCCAGGAAAAAGACACAAUUUUUUGGUUGAUCCAGAAUAUCUGCAUUCCAAUUAUGAGUUCCUAGUUGAUGAGAUUGAACCAGGUCCACUUAGUAAUAUCCUGAUAGAACAGAAAAUUUUAGAUAUGAAUGAACUUGAGAGAAUAAAGAGUAAGCCUUCAAGAAAACAGCAAGCUAAGGGUAUCUUACAUUGGCUAACAGAUAGCUUUGGUAGGCAUGACCAAUCAGAAUCAGUGCUUAACAAAUUUGGACAUUGUCUAGAGGAGCUGGGAUGGGAGGCAGUGAUGAGAAAACUGAAAGGGAAAGAUUCGCCUGUCGAGGACUUCAUAGAAUGCCAUAAUACAGGUAAAGAAGAGGAGGGAUUCAUCAUUUUGAAACCAGAAGAAACAGGACAGCAGCCUGUUUAUGAAGGAAAACUUCCUUCCAAGUUGGUCUUUACUUUAUCUAUUCCUGAGAAAGUUGAUCAAAGUAAGGUAGCAGAAGCCAUUAAGUUUUUAAACCGAGACACAGAAUUAUGCACUAGACUCUCUCAACUCACACACAUGAAAAUCGACAAGGCUGAGGGGUCCCUUGUCCUACACCUGACCUCCCUCACGGAGGAGGCAGGACAGCGUUUCCUGGCUGAUGGUGGUCGGUUAGUCAAGGAAGUGGCCACAACUGUGUUAGACUUGGUAGACUUUUCAGAAAAAUUAUAUGAUGACAAGAAACCAUUGGACAUACAAGUAACAGUCUCUGCAGCUGUAUCAGAUUCCAGCAAAAGAGAAGACAUAUCAAAUAUUCAUCGUAAAAUUCAACUGAAAAUACAAGAGAACUGGGAUUUACUGAUUGAUGAGCUGGAACCCUGUCUAAUGUUAUCUUGCUUAAAAAAGAACGGUCUGAUGACUGAGAAGGAUGAAAGCUGUAUUCUGGAGUCAAAUGAACGUAGAGCUAGGGUUGUUGCCUUUUUACAGACUCUCUUAAAGACAUCAAAUGUUGGCAUGUUGGAUUAUUUUGUCCAAAUUCUGAAAAAAUUGGAUAAAUCUGACCUUGCUGAAAAAUUAGAGUCAGGAGAUGUGGACAUUGCACACCAAGAAGCAGAAAUGGUCAGGAAAUGUCUUCUUCUGCAUUUUAAUGAAGCUUUGGAGGAAAUUGACUCUUGUAUGAUACAGGACACUCUGACAAAGUGUGGGGACCCUGUACCAGAUAACAUCAGACCCAAGUCUGGCUUCAGUAGGAGGGGGAGGGCAUACAACUUUCUUAUUUAUGUGUUUGGAAGUGAUGGACUUGUACUGGUAUUAAAGAAGGUCGUUGAACACAGAGGAAUGGGACAUUUUUUCAAUAUUUUCCAUGCAGACAUAGAAGAAAGCACCAAGGGUAAAAAUACAAGCACUAGUAAGGAGGAAUUAAAGGAGAAUGUCUUCUUUGACUGUAAAUAUACAUCAUCAUUGAAAGAAGGAUACAAACCUUCCUAUGGAUAUAUGGGACCAGAUGUUACGUGGGAAAUUAAAAACCAAUUGAUGUUUGAAUUUACAAGAGAGGGAAUGACCAUCAGAACACAUCACAGAGUACCCCACAGGGUCGUGAAUGAACACAGAAGGAUAAUGGAAUGUCCACCACAACGAUGCUACAGGCGUUACAAAAAAGACAGAAGCAUACCAGUGACAUUUCCUUCAGAGGGAAAAAGGACCUGGCAGGUUGUUGCUGCGAUUGACUUUGGGACAGCCUACUCUGGUUUUGCGUUUUCCAUGAGAGACAAUCAAUUUGAUGUUGUAGCAGGAAAAUGGAAGACUCAUUCCUCAGACCUACUGGAAUCUCCCAAAACUCCAACUUCUCUCUUACUUACAAGCAAUAAUGAAUUUGUCGCAUUUGGCUACGAGGCAGAGAAACAGUUCAGGGAGCUGGUGGAAGAGGACAAACACAGGGAUUUCCGCUUCUUUAAUCACUUCAAAAUGGUGUUAUUCAGAGGAAAAAUACUUGAUACGACAGUAGAGGUCCUGGACCACAUGAAUCGUCCAAUGAAGGCUCUUGAUGUAUUAUCACUUGCAAUAAAAAACCUGUAUGAUCAGUGUUCUGAGACUUUGAGGGAAAAAAGCAUUAAGAAGGAGGAUAUACGCUGGGUGGUAACAGUACCUGCCAUCUGGGAUGAAUUCGCAAAACAGUUCAUGAGAAAUGCAGCAGAAAAGGCUGGUAUUCCUAGAAAUCAGUUAACUCUUGUCCUUGAACCUGAGGCAGCAGCUAUUUAUAUCAUCAAAGGGUCUCGGACUGACCUAACCAGUAAAUCCAUUAACAAGUACAGCAGGGGCACACAGAUUCUGCUUGUCGAUCUAGGAGGUGGUACAGCAGAUUUCUCUUUGAUUGGUAUCAGUGGGGAUAGGAAACUUGAGGUGCUACACAAAGCCAGUGGAGGGGCCUUAGGGGGAAACACGAUCAACACCAAAGUCUGGGAAAUUCUAGAAAAUCUUCUUGGGAAAAAUGUCAUUGAUGAAUUCAAAAAACAAACAUCAGACUGUAUGGAAAUGGAAAGUAACAUAGAAUUAAAAAAGAGAGACCUCUCUUCUGAAAGUAAAUUACAGUUAACGAUGUUUCCUUCUCUUUCUGAGACAUGCAAAAACUUGACAGGGAAAACCUAUAAAGACCUUGUAGGGGAAUCCCAAUAUGCAAACCUCGUAAAAGUUCGCACUGGGAAAAUUAUAUUUGAGCAUGAAUUGAUUGACCAAAUGUUUGAACUUACAUUGGCAGAAUCUUUUUAUAUAAUGGAUAAACUUUUAAAGAAUGGUAGCAAUGUUCAGGACAUAGUGCUUGUAGGGGGAUUUUCUGAUUCAGAAAUUAUCCAAAAGCAAUUUAAGGAACGGUUCAGUGACUAUGAGGUGAUAAUUCCUGCUGAUGCAGGACUAGCAGUGCUGAAAGGAGCUGUUAUUUUUGGGCAUAAUGAAAACCUCAUCAAAUCUAGAAUUUGUCCCUUCACAUAUGGAAUUGAAGUCCUGCGGUUUUGGUUGGCCUCUGAUCCAGAAAGUAGCAAAAAAAUAAUAAAUGGAACAUCUUAUUGUACUGGAAUUUUUGAUGAACUUGUCACUAUUGGAGAUACUGUGGAAGUUGGAAAAACAGUUGAAAGAGAAUUCUUUGCUCCUAGUAACAUAGCCAAAAAUUUACAGUUAAAAUUUUAUCGAACUGAUAAGCGAGAUGUACAGAGUGUUACAGAUGAAGGCUGUGAGUGUAUUGGUAUAGUAAAAAUUAAUUUAUCAGGCCCACUGGAUGGAACUGAACAUGCUGUGCGUUUGUCCUUUAAAUUUGGUGAGGCAGAAAUCACUGUGUGUGGAUUUGACAAAAUGACUGGGCAGCUAAUAAAUACUGAGGUUGAUUUUCUUGGAAAGAGUCAUUCAGCUUCAUAGUAAUCCAUCAACUAGACAUUUAUCUACAGACGUAUACAAGAAGAAUUCUGAUAUUUUUAUACACGAUUAAACUUUUUAACAUAUUAUUAAUGAUAUCAUUAUCUAUUUUAUUGUUUUAUUUGUAAUUCACAAAUCUAAAGAAGCAAGAUUA
Saccostrea echinata is the source of this 4239-nucleotide messenger RNA. RefSeq lists its product as uncharacterized. The coding region runs from base 135 to 4088 and encodes 1317 amino acids. The record is from RefSeq and is a predicted model, not a curated record. Gene Ontology annotation, biological process: regulation of apoptotic process. The transcript has 16 exons. NCBI's taxonomy places the organism in Eukaryota, Metazoa, Mollusca, Bivalvia, Ostreida, Ostreidae. Gene Ontology annotation, molecular function: ATP binding; ATP-dependent protein folding chaperone.